UCAGCCAGGUGCAGUACUCCCGUUAUCAAGUCUUUAUCGACGUUAUACACUAACGCCACCUACCGUGAGAACACGCGUACUGCGGCAUGAUAGCGAAUUUGAGGUUAUUUGUGUCGGUAUUAUCUUCUGCUGCGCAAAGAAGGCACAUCAUGGCUAAACGCACGCAGCCAAAAUGGGAACCUCCCUCCAAGACUCCUGUACCAGUUUUAAAAUUGUACAACAGCCUUACUCGACAGAAAGAAGAAUUCAUUCCUCAAGGUGGGAAGAAAGUUACGUGGUACAGCUGUGGACCAACUGUAUACGAUGCUUCUCACAUGGGUCAUGCUAGAUCUUACAUAUCUUUUGAUAUUUUACGCCGUGUUCUCUCAGACUACUUUAAAUAUGAUGUCCAAUAUGUUAUGAAUAUUACUGACAUAGAUGACAAAAUUAUCAAGAGAGCACGGCAGCAUUAUUUAUUUGGUCAGUAUUUAGAAAAGGAACACAAGUUACCACAAAUUCUUGAAGAUGUUGAUGCAGUUGUCAAGAAAUUAAAAGGAAACAUCCAAAACACUACUGAUCCCGACAAAAAAACAAUGCUUGACCAGAUGUUGAGCCGUGUGGAACUUGCUGUAGGUGAAGUAGAAUCUGCUGUAAAAUCUGGAGACCAAAAUAAAAUUAUUUCAGCAAGAGAGCUCUUGUUAAAUGUUGCCAAAGAUCCACUGUCCGACUGGUUAGAUGGAAGUUUAGGGAGCUCAGUAACUGAUAACUCAAUAUUCAAUGAACUUCCCCGCCACUGGGAAAGUGAAUUUCAUAAAGACAUGGAUUCUCUUAAUGUAUUAAGGCCGAAUGUACUCACCAGAGUCAGUGAGUAUGUGCCAGAGAUUGUUGAUUAUAUCCAAAAAAUUAUUGAUAGGGGUCUAGCAUAUGAAGCUGGAGGCUCAGUGUACUUUGAUGUAGCCAAAUUUGAUGCACAAGCAAACCAUCAUUAUGCUAAACUUGUCCCUGAAGCAUUUGGAGAUGAAAAACAACUACAGGAAGGCGAAGGCGACCUGAGUGUGGGCAAUGAUGGAAUAAAUGAGAAACGGUCUGCCACUGAUUUUGCUCUUUGGAAGAAGUCUAAAGCUGGAGAGCCAGUGUGGGAUUCUCCUUGGGGAAAAGGUCGUCCUGGCUGGCACAUUGAAUGCUCUGUCAUGGCUUCAGCCAUAAUGGGAUCAUCUAUUGACAUCCACACUGGAGGCGUUGACCUAAAGUUUCCUCACCAUGACAAUGAAUUAGCCCAGUCUGAGGCUUACUUUGACAAUGACUGUUGGAUUCGUUACUUCUUACACUCUGGUCAUCUGACAAUAUCUGGCUGCAAAAUGUCCAAGUCAUUAAAAAAUUUUGUAACUAUUCAAGAUGCAUUGAAAAAACACUCUGCAAGACAACUGCGCUUGGCUUUCCUUCUGCACUCAUGGAAAGAUACAUUGGAUUAUAGUGAAAACACUAUGGAAGUUGCAAUCACCUAUGAAAGGAUGUUGAAUGAAUUUUUCCUUAAUGUCAAGGAUCUAUCUAGAAAUGUUGGUCAACAGACUACAAAUGAUUCAUUCCAAAAAUGGAGCAGCAAAGAGCUGGAACUGAACCAAAAGUUUUCUGAAGCAAAAGACUUGGUUCAUAGUUUCUUGUGUGAUAAUGUUGAUACCGCUGGUGCUCUGAAAGCCUUAAGAGAUCUUGUAUCAACUUGCAAUUUGUACCUAGGGGACAAAUCACCCGAUUUUUCAGCCAAUGCACUUCUUCUCAGAGACAUUGCAUCAUACAUAACUGGAAUGCUUCGCACUUUUGGAGCUCUCUCUUCUGAUUCAACUAUAGGUUUUCCACUUGCCUCAGCAAGUAGUUCUGGUUUUGAUUUGGAAGAGACAGUUAUGCCGUAUGUUCGCAUACUAGCUGAAUUCCGUGAUGGUGUCCGCACCCAAGCUCGUGAGACAAAAGAUGUGGAAAUUUUGAAGCAGUGUGACAAUCUCAGAGACAAUAUCCUACCUACUGUAGGAGUCCGUCUUGAAGAUCGGGAGGUUCCUCCAGCUAGAGUGAAGCUUGUUGAUAAAGAGACUCUGCUCAAAGAGAGGGAAGCCAAGCAAAAAUUAGAAGAAGCAAAGGCAGCAGAAAAGGAAAGAAAAAAGAAUGAACUUGCCCAAGCAGCUGCAUUGAAAGAGGCAAAACGGAAAAUAGCCCCAAAUGAAAUGUUCCUUCCAGAAACAGACAAAUAUUCAAAGUUUGAUGAAAAUGGCUUGCCAACUCAUGACAACACUGGUAAAGAAAUAAGUAAAGGUCAACAGAAAAAGUUACAGAAAUUACAAGCUACUCAAGCUAAACUUCAUGAAGAAUAUCUUGCAUCUAUCAAAUCAUCUUCAUAACAAUUCCAGAUCUCUGUAAACUUUUAAAAUUUAUUUCAAUUAAAAAUAAGAGGUCAGGUACCUGUAAUCUGUAGCAAUCCUAUUUUGAACGAAAACUUUUUGCUUACUAUGAUUGUGAACAUUGGUGCUUUAAAAAUUGAUAAAUUUAAAGAUAAUUAUUCUAUUACUUAAUAUUGUGGGGUUUUUAUUUCUUCCUAAAACAUUUUGUAUGAGCUUGUCCAAAGAUUGCAUGCAUAUGCAUAGGUAUGAGGCUGUCCUGAAUUUGACAAAGACUGAUAUGAGUACUUUAUCUUAACUUCAAGUUUUAACAAAAAUAUUGGGGCAGGCUCUGUUAAUUGUUUCAAUUGAAUGAAAUCAUAAGUGGCUUAUAGGGAUUUUCAUUCAUAUCCAAUUUUUGGGUUUGUUUUUGUAUAAAAAAAUAUUGAACAUCAGCUUAUAUUUUUAUCUUGGAUUUAAUUUUUGUACAACUAUUUACCAGUCAAAUAAAAUCUUUAACCAAAACUAAUAA
Molecule: messenger RNA, 2874 nt
Organism: Frankliniella occidentalis (western flower thrips)
Lineage: Eukaryota; Metazoa; Arthropoda; Insecta; Thysanoptera; Thripidae
Gene: CysRS
Product: cysteine--tRNA ligase, cytoplasmic
Exons: 12
Coding region: 87-2366 (759 amino acids)
Biological process (GO): cysteinyl-tRNA aminoacylation
Cellular component (GO): cytoplasm
Molecular function (GO): cysteine-tRNA ligase activity; ATP binding
Source: RefSeq, a predicted model, not a curated record